Messenger RNA from Penicillium malachiteum, 2127 nucleotides. RefSeq lists its product as uncharacterized. The transcript has a single exon. The record is from RefSeq and is a predicted model, not a curated record. Lineage: Eukaryota; Fungi; Ascomycota; Eurotiomycetes; Eurotiales; Aspergillaceae. Bases 1 to 2127 code for a protein of 708 amino acids.
AUGGCUGACAACAGCUCCCCGGACUACAAAUCUCUCUAUCUGCAGGCGGAAGAAAGACGAAAGCAGGCGGAAGAACGCAACCAACAAACCUCUUUCACGGAGCUCUUACAGCAUUGCCAUAAUAUUCUCUCCCGCCAGUUAAGAGUCGAGACACCGUCUCGCUCAACCACUGGCAAAAUACCCCUUCCGACCGGAAAGUUUUGCCCCACUCGAUUGAAACAUUGGGCCGAUUGCCCAGAGCAGCUACUGAGGAUCUACAGGUCUGUCUGCCAAUAUCUACAGCCAGAGCCAGAGCGGGCGCAACGCUUAUUUUCGUCUCUACCGGAGCUAGAAGGAUUUGGCCGUCGAUUUGCCCGCAAGCCCCUCAGUAGUGAGCAAGAUCUUGAGGCUUACGAGCGGUUUGGGGUGGAAGAGCAUGUCCACGAUAUAAUAGCCGAGCUAUGCAAAAUACCAGCGGCAUGUGACGAGUUCGGUCUCGGUGAUGGAAUUCAGUUCAGCAAUCACACCCAUUCUUUGAGCAGGGACGAAACCUUUGAAGCAGAUGCAAGUCAGCUGUCAAGCACACCUCACCCACGACCAGACCAGUUUUGCAUCCAUCGAGUCGACGGCAAUACGAAUACCCUCCUGACGACCGUUGAGUACAAGCCGCCUCAUAAGCUGCCUGUCGCAGCUCUUCGCAUGGGACUACGACCAAUGGAUCUUUGGAAGACAAUGGUUAGAUCAAAUAAAAUACCCACGGAUCAGGAUGCAAAGCUGAGGUAUAAUGCGGAGCGGCUAGCUUGCUCUGCUGUGGUCCAAGAAUACCAUGCGAUGUUCGAAGAAGGAUGCGAAUAUUCCUUUGUAACAAAUGGACUUACCCGUAUCCUACUUCGUGUUCCUGAAGACGAACCCACCACGCUCUAUUACUUUUUCUGCGAUCCCCACAGCGAAGUGGACCCAGCAGGCGAUAUCACUUCCCAGCUAUCGAAGACCUCUGUUGCAAGGGUAUUAUGCCUCUGUUUAAUGGCAUUCCGAUCACCCACCCGUGGGCAAGAGUGGAGAAAUCGCUGGCGGCCCGAUCUUCAUACAUGGGAAACAAGCUUUGAACACACACGUUCCCAAAUUCCAAGCAAAGAAUUAGAGCAGAUUCCCCACUCCGAUAGCACAAACCCAGAGUUUCCAAGUCCUGAGUCUGGUUCAUCCUAUAAGCUACCCUCAUCAUCCCCGCUACCGUCUCCCUCAGAUGGCCGUCGAGUGCCUACACGAUCUCAAAGCCAUUGUGCACCUUGGGAGACCCGACCACGCUCACAGUCACCUAACUCGUCCGGCUCCGACACAAAUCAAACAGCUGGCCACAAGCGGCGAAUCAGUCAAGUCACGCCUUCACCGUCCGCACGGCGAUCGGGUCAACGACAGGAGUCAGGGCGUGACCAAGAAGACCAUUCUCGACGCCGCGCUGCACAAUUUUGCACGCAGCGAUGUUUACUCGGCCUACAGACUGGGGCGUCCUUGGACAAGCUGUGUCCAAACGUAAACCAUCAUCGUGAGGGUCAGAACGAUCCAAGCCAGCAUCCUAUCUCGAUUGGAGAUCUAAUGGUUUCAUUGAAAAGCCAAUUGGACGAGAAUAUCGAUCGUUGCAUUCCUCUUGGUGGUUGUGGCUCCUAUGGUGCUCCGUUCAAACUGACUUGCACGAAAUAUGGUUACACGGUUAUCGGUAAAGGCACCACCUCGGAGUUGUGGAAGGAAGUUUUCGGCGAAGCGCAGGUAUAUCAGAUCUUGCGCAAGGCUCAAGCAUCUGCCGUGCCUGUAUUUCUGGGAACGAUUGAUUUAACAAAAAUCUACUUUCUCCAUGGCGCUGGACAAAUCCGCCAUAUGCUCGUCAUGGGCUGGGGAGGUGAAAGCACAGCGACGAUGGACCUGACGCCGCGACUUCGCCGCGAAAUUCACAAAUCGAACAAGGAAAUCAAAGCUCUCGGAAUAAUACACGAGGACCUCAGACGAGAUAAUGUUCUUUGGAGCGAAGAGCUCGGGCGUGCUUUAAUCAUCGACUUUCACCGCUGUCGACUAGCUAAGCAGCGACCGGGCGCCGCAAAACGACGGCUAUGUCAAGCAGAGGCAGCAGAUGUGAAACGCAUCCGUGUGUUAUGA